Messenger RNA from Heteronotia binoei (common prickly gecko), 2474 nucleotides. RefSeq names its product collagen type VIII alpha 1 chain (gene COL8A1). Gene Ontology annotation, molecular function: protein binding. The coding region runs from base 118 to 2343 and encodes 741 amino acids. The transcript has 3 exons. Lineage: Eukaryota; Metazoa; Chordata; Lepidosauria; Squamata; Gekkonidae. The record is from RefSeq and is a predicted model, not a curated record.
GAGCUGGCAAUAUAGAUAUAUAUAUUUUGCUCGCCGGAAACUGAUGCAGAACUCUGGCCUCUGAAAACCCUAGUGCACUGAUCCACAGCUCCAACCUCCCCACAAAGUCUUAAUGAUAUGGCUGUGCUGCUAGCACCAACUUGGCUAUUGGUGAUGGUUAUAACCAUUUACAUUGGUCUACUAAGAUCAACUCAAGCUGGUGCUUAUUAUGGGAUCAAGCAGAUGCCUCCCCAAGUCCCACAGUACCAAGCCCUUGGCCAACAAGGACAACAAGUACCUCACAUGCCAGUGGGCAAAGAUGGCAUUCCACUGCAGCGCAUGGGCAAGGAGGUACCACCACCCAUGCCAUAUGGGAAAGAAUAUGUCCCUCAGUUUUUGAAAGAAAUCCCACCACUACCUAUGCUUGGCAAGGAGAGGAUUUCAAAGAAACAGAAAGAAAUCCCAAUGGUUGGUUUGAGAGGUGAGCGUGGUCCUCCUGGGGAGCCUGGACCAAGAGGGCCUACUGGACCUCCAGGGAUACCAGGACAUGGCGUGCCAGGAGCCAAAGGAAAACCAGGUCCACAAGGAUAUCCAGGGAUUGGAAAAUCAGGAAUGCCUGGAAUGCCAGGAAAGCCAGGACCAAUGGGGCCUUCUGGAUCAAGAGGCGAGAUGGGACCAAAAGGAGAGAUUGGAUCUAUGGGUAUUCCAGGACCCCAAGGUCCACCAGGACCCCAUGGACUACCUGGAAUAGGAAAACCAGGUGAUCGGGGUUUGCCAGGGCAACCAGGACCAAAGGGUGAGCCCGGAAUGAAAGGACAGCCUGGAAUACAAGGUCCCGCUGGUCCAAAAGGAGAUAAAGGCAUUGGGAUUCCAGGUCUGCCUGGGUUAAAAGGUCCACCCGGUUUGCCCGGUCCUCCAGGUCCUGUUGGACUUCCAGGAAUAGGUAAGCCAGGAUUGACUGGUUUUCCAGGCCCACAGGGACCUGCAGGAAAACCAGGGCUUCCAGGGAAGCCAGGACCUCAAGGGUUAACUGGACCCCCUGGAAUUCAAGGUCCUCCUGGCCUUCCAGGUGCAGGAAAGCCAGGCCAAGAUGGAAUCCCUGGUCAACCAGGGUUUCCUGGUGGGAAAGGUGAGCAAGGUUUACCAGGUUUACCAGGACCUCCUGGAAUACCUGGGGUUGGGAAACCAGGUUUCCCUGGACCUAAAGGUGACCGUGGCAUGGGUGGUGUUCCAGGGCCACUUGGACCUAAGGGUGAAAAGGGGCACAUGGGGCCACCUGGUAUGGGUGGGCCACCAGGAGAACCGGGCCAACCAGGGUUGCCAGGCCUUAUGGGUCCUCCAGGUGCUAUGGGGUUCCCAGGCCCUAAAGGAGAAUCUGGAGUUCUUGGACCUCCAGGGCCACUUGGUCCAAAAGGUGAACUUGGCUUACAGGGUUUCCCAGGGAAACCUGGCUUCCCUGGGGAAGUGGGACCUCCAGGUCUAAGAGGUUUACCAGGCCCAAUGGGACCAAAAGGAGAAGCUGGUCACAAAGGCUUGCCUGGUCUGCCUGGUGCUCAGGGACCUAUGGGGCCCAAAGGAGAACCUGGAAUCCCAGGAGCUCAAGGACAUAAAGGCCCUUCUGGAAUCCCAGGCAUAGCGGGACCAAGUGGCCCAAUUGGACCUCCUGGACUUCCUGGGCCUAAAGGGGAACGAGGCAUGCAAGGUCCCCCAGGCUUUCCAGGAAUGGGGAAGCCUGGUAUUGCAGGGGUACAGGGGCCACCUGGAAAACCUGGAAUGAUUGGUUUACCUGGCCAGCCUGGCCUCCAGGGACCUCCAGGACCUCCUGGUCCCCCUGGUCCCCCAGUAAUAGUCCAACCCACACCACCAGCAAUUGGACAAUAUUUGCCUGAGAUGGGUCCAGGCAUCGAUGGAGUAAAGACUCCACAUGGCUACAUGGGGAAGAAAGGCAAAAAUGGUGGUGCAGCUUAUGAGAUGCCAGCAUUCACAGCUGAGCUCACCACUCCUUUCCCACGAGUUGGGGUGCCUGUGAUGUUUGACAAGCUCCUCUAUAAUGGCAGGCAGAAUUAUAAUCCACAGACUGGCAUCUUCACCUGUGAAAUCCCUGGGAUUUACUACUUCGCCUACCACAUUCACUGUAAAGGAGGGAAUGUCUGGGUGGCUUUGUUCAAAAACAAUGAUCCAUUGAUGUACACCUACGAUGAAUACAAGAAAGGCUUCCUGGACCAAGCUUCAGGGAGUGCCGUCGUUCAGCUGAUGCAGGGUGACAGAGUGUAUAUCCAGAUGCCAUCUGAACAAGCAGCAGGACUCUAUGCUGGGCAAUACGUCCAUUCAUCUUUUUCAGGAUAUUUGUUGUAUCCCAUGUAAACCAAACAUUCAGUCAAAAUGUUUCUUUCUCCCCCUCAUGCUUCAAAUCUAUACCAUUGAGAGAUGCAUUUAAUGACUGUUUGGGACCAUCGUGUACAAUAAGUAAAAUAAAAUUACAGUUUUAAAAGUUA